This is a messenger RNA of Leucoraja erinaceus (little skate), 648 nucleotides long. RefSeq lists its product as uncharacterized. NCBI's taxonomy places the organism in Eukaryota, Metazoa, Chordata, Chondrichthyes, Rajiformes, Rajidae. The record is from RefSeq and is a predicted model, not a curated record. The transcript is spliced from 2 exons. Bases 1 to 648 code for a protein of 215 amino acids.
AUGGCUCUCACACAGCGAAGCCAGGGCGCCACACUUUCCAUGGUCCCCAGUCAGCGCAGCGGCCAAACGGAGCCCGAGACUGCAGGAUUAAUGGAUGCAUUUCGCGGGAGUGGCUAUUCCAUAAUUCGCAACCCACUCCCGCAGGAAGGGAGGGAGUGGGUUGGGGAGGCAGAGGUGGAGCUUGAUGCUGAGGUUGUCUCUGCUCUCCCAGCUGUUGGUGCCCUGGACGUGAAGGCCCCGGAGUACCCGGUCAACGCCAGCCUGCGGCAGCCGGCCUGGUUACCGGUACAGGUGGGCGACCUGCCCCCGGACGCCGAGAUCACAUGGAAAUUCACGGGCAAGGGAGGGACCUCCUCUUCCAACAUCGUUCGCUACGAAGCCACGGAGAAGCGAAGGAAUUACUUCUAUGGCAUUCAGUUCGAAGGUCGGGUGAAGCUGCUGGACAACUUUACCCUGGAGAUCGACAGCGUGAGGCUGGAGGAUGUGGGGACGUACACCGUGUUGGUCACUACGUCCACCAAGGAGCAAGCACAUGUGUAUCUGCAGGCGUACGGUCAGUCCCUUUAUGCCUCACCCUGCCCCUCCGCUUCUCUCCCGCUGCAUGGAGACGGGGCAAUGCUGGUGAAGGGUGUGUGUGUGUGUGUGUGA